AUGUCCUGGUCGUCAGCUCACUUUCCUCCUCCGCAGCUCGGCGAGGUCGCGGAGGAAGUGGCCUCUCUGCUCCGCGAGCGCGGCGAGACCAUCUCCGUCGCCGAAACCGCGGCUGGAGGACUCAUUUCUGCGGCCUUGCUCGCCACGCCGGGAGCCUCACGCAUAUACAAGGGCGGCCUCACGCUGUACACGCUGCCUUCGCGCCUCGCGUACGCGGGCUGGACGCAGGACGACCUCGACAAGUACAAAGGCCCUACGCCGGAGGUGGUCGAGGGACUGGCGAGGCAUGUUCGAGGGACUUUGGAGUCGGAUUAUUGCGUCGGAGAGGUAUGUGGCGCUUUUUGA
Molecule: messenger RNA, 345 nt
Organism: Exophiala spinifera
Lineage: Eukaryota; Fungi; Ascomycota; Eurotiomycetes; Chaetothyriales; Herpotrichiellaceae
Exons: 1
Coding region: 1-345 (114 amino acids)
Source: RefSeq, a predicted model, not a curated record